AUGCCAAUGGCUCGGUCACCUCCCUGCACACCCCCGGUUGGCAGGGGACACCUAGCCGCGCUCGUCGGGAUCCCGGGGGAGCAGGGCUCCGGGGCAGCGGAGGAAACGCGAGUGGGCGGUCCCGGGCCUCGCAAGCCCCAGCGACGUCCUUAUCUGGGCCUGGCGGGAGCGCGUCUCGGCACUGAUAACCGCCCACCAGGGCCGCCCGGGCUCUGCCGCCGCUGCCAGGGGCCCCGGAGCCCAGGAGAGGGGCGCGCUGGCAGUGCGGGGACAGGGGGCCGGGAAGGGCUCGACCCUCGCCUCCCCGGGGCGCGAGCGGUCGUCUCCCCUCCUCCCGCAGAAGCCACUGCGACGGCCGCCCCGCCGGCUCGCUCCUCCCCAGGUCCCUCCGGUCGGGGCGGGCCGAGGGGUCGCUCCGCCUGGCCCGGCGCCCCCCACCCACGCGGACCCGAGUGCCCGCCCCUCUGCGGGGGCCGCGGCCCAAAGGUCCCAGAGAUGGGGGAGGGGGUCAACGGGGGAGGUGUCGGGGGCUUAAAGAGAAAGAGGGGUCUUCCGGUCUCGGCCACCGCUCCGGGCUACGCCCCCUCCUCGGACCUUGGCGAGUACUCUUCCCGGGGUCCCCGGUCGGGGAGAAAAACCUCGCGGUCGCGCUCCGCUCGGCCCAAAGGGAGCGGCGAAGAACCGGCGAGGAAAACGCCUAAGGGAGGCUCCUGGCGAUUCCAGCCGGGGAGGGGGGCCAGCAAGCCGGAGCCAGAACCGCCGCUCCUCGGCCCGCGGCGCCGGACUCGGUCCCGCCAACCCCGCACCCACGGUCGCAGGGGCCGCUCGCUGCUGCGGGCGCAUCGGGUGCCGGGCUUCGCUCUCCCCGACGAGCAGGGACACCCUACAGUCGUGGGGAAGCUCCCUCGGCCGGCCCGGAUCCGACCCGCAGGCAGCCCGCAGGCGAGCCGGUUCUCCCGCUGCAGGUCCAGACCCGCGCGUCUACGCCUCAAGCAAAGGGUCGCCGCCCUCUGCGGCCAGGAACGGGUGGCCACCAAAGUCACCCGGGGUCGGGGACGGAAGGAGCUCGAGCCUCCCCCGUCCCCUUCAGCCUUCGCGGGGAGGCUGGAGAAAGGCAGUCCCGCGCCCCCCGCCGCCCCCCGCCGCCCGUCGCGGCUCCGAGUCCCCGCGGCCCCACCCCGCCCCCUGGGCCGGUGGGCUCGGCGCUCACUCACCGCGCCCGGCUCCGGCCGCAGCCUGCAGCCGCGGUCUCCCGACGCCGCCGACUCCCGCGGGUCACUGCAGGCCCCGCCGCCCCAGGACCGCGAGGGGGCAGGGCGAGGCGGAGCGGGGCGGGGCGGAGCCGCUGCCUCAGGUAACAAUGCUGCGGACCGGGCUGCUCCCCGCGCCGGCCGCGAAGGGCAGCACGCCCUUUCCUGCUCGGCGGCCUCCCCCGCUCCCCUCCACCCUCUGGGCGCCGCCGACGCCGCCACCGCGCUCGCCUUCACCUGCCCCGGGCUCUCGGGUCUUGGAAGCCGCGCUCGCAAGCUGUUCCCGGCACGCGAAGACGGAUGCGGGCUGUGGAGGGAGGUCGGGGAGAGGGAGACGGAGAUGGCGCGGCUUGGAGUGGAGCCGGGUGUCCUAGUGGAACGGGCGAGGGAGGCGCCACGCUGGCUUCGGAGCGGGCAAGCGGCUUCCACAAAGGAGCCUCUGCCGCAGCCUCCCGGACACCCUCCCCUGCGCACACGCGCGCGCACACACCGCACACACUUCAGCAAGCACGCACACCCUCCAGCACACUCACGCAUCCCCGCGCGCCGCAGAGCCUGUUUCUCCCUGGAGCACUGGGCAGCACUCGGAGGACUGUCCCAGCCCGGUGGCCGAACUUUGGCGGGCCCGAGCUUCCCCAGCGGUCCGCCCCUUCUUGGGGCCUGCCAACCUUGACUUGUGACGCCAGGCAGUGAGAAGCGAGUCGUCAAAGAAAACUCACCGGGCAGAUCGGCCGGCGGAAGUCAGCUGCCGAGUGGGGAGGCGCCCUCUGCGGGGAUGAGGUCAUCGCCACCUUUGACUCGGUGAUCCCAGAUAACCGACCAGGCUUUUCCAGGCUCAGGUGCCUGGGGACUUCCUCCUUCUCCACCUGGUCCCCGGUGCCUGAACCCAAAGGACAGAAUUCCUCGCAUGCUCCUUGGAUAGAAAAAGAGGAACUAGUAAUGUAGACCAAGCGACCAACCAACUAGACCCCAAACCUGCUCACCAGUAGCCCGUUUCUUGGUCAUGGGUCAGGUGUACACUCCGAAAAAGAAACGGAUGCUAGUAAGAUCAUGGAAAGGCUCGAGAGUCGGAAAAGGUGAUUAACGACAGUCCUGUGUUUUAUACUGAUAUUAAUCCCAAAUGAAUAUUGACUCGAGUGGCAAAAGUUGACUGACAGGGUGCCACAAGUGAGGAACGGUUGGCAUCCUCUACCUUUCUUUCCCGGCUGCGAGGGGGGCCCACACCUGCUGCCUCUUCCCACUCCUCCAGCCCUGGGAACAUGGCCGCCCAGCAUGCGCUCUGAAUCAGUCACCUUAGCCCUGUGUAGAGAGGCUCACCUGUGAUCCCAGCUGCUGCGAGGCAGGGGCAGGAGGAUCACUUGAGCCGGGAGGUUAGGCCAACCUGGGCAACAGCCAGACCCCUGUCUCAAAAAAAAAAAAAAAAAAAAAAGAUAUCACUAAGUGGUCAAGUUGGGCGACCCACCCCUGCCUCUCCUCCCUCUGAUCUCUGCAGGGUCCUGCCAUCUGCUUUUCUGGCCUUCCCUGAGGACCCUUCUUUUCCUUUGAGGGUGGUCAUAAGCCUCUUCCAAGUCUUGAUCUCCCAUCAUCCAUUAUUAUCGCAAGCCAAUUGCCUUUCACUCCAACCUGGAUGGUCCUGCUUUGGUGGGGCUUGAAGCCUACAACUUGUGAGGGAGGUUUUUAAAGCACAACAAUAAAAACUUACAAACAAAUGCUAGGUAUCUGUCCUUGGAAGGGCCCAGGGAAAAUGAGGGACAUGGAAACGGAAAGGUCAAAGCAAAUUCACUCCUUAUUUUCCCACUGCCAGGGACUCUUGCUUCAUAUUCUUUUAGUUCUAAAGUCCGAAUUCAGUCUAUAAAGUGUACUCAUCUUUCUGUCAGAACUGAUCCUCUUCCCUCCCUCCUUUACCUAAGUGUUCCUUUGAGGUUUUAUGUCUUGUUUUAUUUCUGCGAUUUGAACUCUGGGCCUUACUCUCUACUACUGAGCUAUGCCAACCUAAAAGCUGGUUUUUAAAGGUCAAAUGCCAGCUUUUCGUUUGGGGGUCUCUUUCUCUCUCUCAAUUCCUUAUAUCCAUGCAGUUGCCAAGUUUGCUGUUCUUUCCCAAGUGAUAUCUGUUAGUCUAAGCUUUAUAUCCACUGUCACCACACUCCCCCAAUUAGAGGAAGGGGGACCUGAGGUGUUUUGGCUGUUGGCCAUGUUUCAGGCAUCUUGAUUGUUAUAAUCCUGGAAACCCCACUUCCUGUAUUUUUUUAGCUUAGGGAAGUUAAAUUGGAUGUCUGCACCCACUACCUCAGUAGUGUUCUUUCCCCUUCCCCUCUCUCCUCCCUAAAUCCAUCUUGAAAUUGCUCUCAGAUUACUCUUUUGUAAUUUCAUCACAUGACCUAUGUGUUCACAUCACAACAUGUUCUAUAGUUCACAUGGCACCUUCAGGAAAAAGGUGGCGUUCUUCAGGCUGAUGGUAGUGUUCUGCCUUCAUCCCCCACAAUCUGGUGGGUCCCCUUUUACACAAGCAGCAUGGCAUGCUGCCCCAGAAUGUGUCCUGCUUGAUUGGACUCCUUUUUUGUAUUAUACACAUUCGGAGGACAAAAGGUACUUGAAUGAAGCAAACAAAGCACAACUCUCAGAAGUUCUUUUUUAAAAUUAUUUUUUAAUUUUUAAAAAAUUGAGACAGAUUCCUUGCCAUGUUGCAGAGACUGGUCUCCAAUUUACAAUCCUCCUGCCUCAGCCACCAGAGCUGUUGGGAUCACAGGUGUGCACCACCACACCAGGCUAGAGUUCAUAUCUUGAUGCAUUGGUUCUAAGGCUGCAAAUCUAGAAAACAAUUUAUUCUUCAUCUACUCGUCUGCUGAUUGUUAACUGUACCCUCAUCUCACCUAAGUUUGCACCUGCCAGGAAAGAGCUUCUGUCCAUUCACAUCACAAAAAUGUGCCAACCUGCCACGCGUGGUGGUGCCCACCUGUGAUCCCAGCAGCUCGAGAGGUUGAGACAGGCAGACUG
Molecule: messenger RNA, 4244 nt
Organism: Marmota monax (woodchuck)
Lineage: Eukaryota; Metazoa; Chordata; Mammalia; Rodentia; Sciuridae
Product: collagen alpha-1(I) chain-like
Exons: 3
Coding region: 1-1923 (640 amino acids)
Source: RefSeq, a predicted model, not a curated record